Messenger RNA from Aspergillus fumigatus Af293, 795 nucleotides. RefSeq lists its product as uncharacterized. The record is from RefSeq and is a predicted model, not a curated record. The coding region runs from base 1 to 795 and encodes 264 amino acids. NCBI's taxonomy places the organism in Eukaryota, Fungi, Ascomycota, Eurotiomycetes, Eurotiales, Aspergillaceae. The transcript is spliced from 3 exons.
AUGAGGUUCCAAUGCUUUUUCCACCCACAAUUGCGCGCAGCGCUUCCCCGAUCCGUGCAGAGAGAUCUUAGAAGCAGAUUAUUUACUCGGUUCAAGACGACUCAGAACGCAUUUAAAGGAAAUGGAUCAUCUGCCGUGAACUCAAAGGAGAACAGUGGCAGCUUGACAGGCUCCAGUGCUUCCACGAACUCCCCGACGACACACGCAAAGACCACCAUCAGACGAGAACGGAUAUUGAUCUAUCAUGGCGGGACGGGAAAGGUCAUAUUCCUGGGCAUGUUGCGAAUCACGACGAUAUUCCUCUUUGGUGUCUCUUGCCUUGUCGUGGCUCCAGCCUUUUUCUCUGACGACUACCCAUGGUAUAUAGCACCGGCUGUGGUUGUCGGUGGCGCGUUACCGAUGCUCUUCGUUGCGUACACUUCUGCCCCGUUUGUGAACUUUGUACACCUCGCGCUUCCAGUCUUUGCUCGUCGUUCACGGGAGCAGACCCUACAGUAUGCAAAGAAUCUACCUCCGACAGCCACGUUAUAUAUCAAUACUAUGAAGUUUACGACGAUCCCGAGGCAAACUGAGGUGCGAUUGGGAGACCUGGUUCGUGACAAGGCCGUGUUACGGCCAGUAAGCUUCCGAAAUACAAACCCAGCUCCUCUACCUUGGUGGGCAGGUAGGACAUUAAGGCAAUUCUACACGGCUGAAAAGAGUCAACCAGGGAAAGAGUCCUCCACAUUUUAUCCUGAACUGUGGGAACAUGUAUAUAAGCAGAUUCAGACCUCACCACGGCCAAGGCGAGGCUAG